This is a messenger RNA of Periophthalmus magnuspinnatus, 4071 nucleotides long. Its product is annotated as ras-related protein Rab-14-like. The transcript is spliced from 8 exons. Gene Ontology annotation, cellular component: Golgi apparatus; trans-Golgi network; recycling endosome. The coding region runs from base 166 to 807 and encodes 213 amino acids. Lineage: Eukaryota; Metazoa; Chordata; Actinopteri; Gobiiformes; Gobiidae. Gene Ontology annotation, biological process: defense response to bacterium; phagosome maturation; endocytic recycling. Gene Ontology annotation, molecular function: GTPase activity; GTP binding. The record is from RefSeq and is a predicted model, not a curated record.
GACAGCCACAGAGGUCUCGCGAUGUUUGCCUCAGAACCGGUGAGGAAGCGAUUUCCUGUCUGAUGACCAGGCUAACAGCUAACAGCUUACCCACUACACAUUUACGCAUUUAAACAGUUUUUAGUAAUUUAUCGAGGCGGACACGCACAGACACAAGUGGGAAAGAUGACAGCCGCUCCCUACAACUACUCGUAUAUCUUCAAAUACAUCAUCAUUGGGGACAUGGGAGUGGGCAAGUCCUGUCUGCUGCACCAGUUCACAGAGAAGAAAUUCAUGGCGGACUGCCCUCACACCAUUGGGGUGGAGUUCGGCACCAGAAUCAUGGAGGUGAACGGGCAGAAGGUGAAGCUGCAGAUCUGGGACACGGCUGGACAGGAGCGAUUCAGAGCUGUGACCCGAUCGUACUACAGAGGAGCCGCUGGAGCCCUCAUGGUGUACGACAUCACCAGGAGAAGUACAUACAACCACCUGAGCAGCUGGUUAACAGACGCACGCAACCUCACCAACCCAAACACAGUGAUAAUUCUGAUCGGGAACAAAGGCGACCUGGAGGCUCAGAGGGAUGUGACGUACGAAGAGGCAAAACAGUUCGCCGAUGAGAAUGGUUUGCUGUUCCUCGAAGCCAGCGCUAAAACGGGGGAGAACGUUGAGGAGGCGUUCCUGGAGGCUGCUAAGAGGAUCUAUCAGAACAUUCAGGACGGGAGUUUGGACCUGAACGCGGCUGAGUCUGGAGUCCAGCACAAACCGGCCAAUCAGACAAGACUCAACGGAGAGGCCACGCCCCCCAAGGAGAACUGCUCCUGCUAACAACCAAUCAGAGGAGAGGACACCCCCGGGGAGCUCAGCAGUGCCUGCCUACUUCUGGUUUAAAUCCCCAUUCAUUUUUCCCAUAGACACAGAUGUAAAGAGUUUAAAGGCACGAUAGAGGCUGGUCAGCUAAGGGUUAACUCACUAUUGACCAUAACCUAUAGUUUAAACUGAGCUGGAGGACAGGUCAGAAUUCUAUGAUGGAAUUUCCUUUCUAAAGUCUCUGUACCUGAUUUUUACAGUCUUAAAAAUGCAAAAACAAAUGCAAAAACAGAACUAGUCCAUUUUAAACAUUUUGCAAUGGCCCAGUUAUUCCGCACUCCGCACCUUAUGCAUUAUGACCUAAUCAUUCACCACGAUGAGUUUAUAAACACUUUUCACAAGUUUCGAGUCUGUCAACAAACUAAAAACUAAGACUUAAACCACAGUAUGUAACUUAUUAGCCAAUUAUUUUAUUAUGUUUUCAUUUUGGUUGCGUUUACUGCACUGAAAAAGGUAUAAAAAAUGUGUCAUUACUUUUAGUGGGCUUGCAUCUCCACAGACCUGACUCUUACCUGGCCUGGAGGAGGGCCUGCUUUGCUUGUUUCCAUGGAAAUAUUGUGCUUUCUAAUCUUCCACACUACUGCAUAAAACAUAUCUAUCCCUAUGGAGAAAGUUCAUAACAAAGGUUUUAACUUUCUUUUUCCACGGAAUCAAGCAGGUGAUGUGUCAACUCCAGAAAGUUACAUACUGUACUUUAGUCUGACUUUUGUUAUUUCCUUUCCAAAUCUUGCCCGUUCCACAGUUUCCACAUGAAAUGACCAAUCGUCACAUUUUUGCCAUAAACGUGACCUCUUUAUGCGUUUGAAGCUAUGGCAACCAUCGUUGUUGCAAUUAAUCAAUUUGAAUCUUUUGAAUCUUCCUCACAAAGUCCUAAUGAUAAUCAGCCUCAAUCAAACUCUAAAACACAUUUUUGUCUAUGGAGAAAAUGAAAUGUCACUUUUGAGCUCCUGUUUUACUGUCAGUUGGUUGUGUCAGAUUUAAGAUGGAGGACUGGGCAGAGUCUGCUCCUUCAGAUCCGGAUUGCAGAUGUGUGGACCUGUUUUAUGGUUAAUAUCUGUGUAAUCACUGGGUCUAUACACACGAAACAAAAACUGGAACAAAGUUCAUCAUCUUCUCUUGUCAGUUUAAAUAAAUAAAAGUCAAAUGAGUUUUUCCAGAACAGAACAGCUUCAGAAAGUAGAGCUGUUAUUCAAGCCCAAAGACGUGAGUGUCGUUAUUUGAAAGGACUUUAAAGGGCCCAUCUUACUCUAUUCUCUGAUCUCUGUUCUAAUGUUGUUUCCUCAUCACAAACAGACCUGGAGUUGUGUUUUGUUUCAUUCAGACAUGUUAACACACAUUAUAACACAUCUCUCAAACAGAAAACAGUCUGUUCCACCUUGUGAUGUCAUGUAAUACAGGAAAUGCUCCACUGUGUUUUUAAACUCCACACAGCUUCACUAGAAUCAUUUGGAUAAUUUCCAAUUGCCAAUCUCUACUGAACUAAAGGUAAAAGGUACAUGUUAACUUGAACACUAUCACUUCAUGACAUCACGAGGUGGAAUAGAGCAUUUUGAGCUUUGAAGAUGUAGACAGACUGAUAAUAAAGUGUUACUCAAACGUGUGUGAGUGAAACAAAACACAAGUUCAGGUAUGUUUUUGAGGAGGUAACGACAUUAUAACAUGACUUAAAGCUCACAAGUGUCACUUUUGCAUCAUAUAUGACCUUUAAACCAUAAGAUUAAUAUGACGAGUUUGUGGAGCCAAUCCCAAACUAAUAAUGAGAACGUUAAACAUUUUUGGAAGAUAAGUUUGGAGAUCUCUUUGAAAAACAAUGAAUCUCCCAUAACACAGGCCCCGCCCUCCACCUGAAACUAUGACAUCAUCAGACUGUAGAAUGUGUCCACGACCUGUAACGUCUCCAGACCACUUCCCUGGUUUUCAUGCAGAACUUUACCUGAUUUGGUAACUGAUUUCAAUGUAAAAUGUAUUAUUUCUGAUUGAACCGGCCGAUGACAUGACCAUCUCACUCCCUCUUCAGUAAAUGCAAAAUUCUUCAAACUCGACCAAAACUAAUAUUCUGCUAUUUUAAAAUAGAACUCUGCAAUGUUCUUUGCCUUACAGCGCCCCCUACAGAGCAGGGGCGCUCUGUAGGCAAUUAUUAUUUUUUUUAAAGGUGUGGUACCCGAUUUUUACAGUUAAAAAUACGAAAAACUGAACUAGUUGAUUUUAAAUGGUUAGCAUCAAAAGCAAAACUACUUUAACAUGUUCAUACGUUGUUUUGGGUGAAUAUAGCAUUUCCAGAACAAUAAAAGGAAACAUGGUGAUCUACAUGUGUUAUGCGUUAGCAGGAAGUCAAAUACCCCCUCAUUAACCACAGCCGGUCAACUUGUCUGAACUAAAAGAACCUUGCAGAGUUCCUAAUAAUAAAAAUGUAUAAUGAUUUAAAUGUUGUGACCAAAAAAUCUCCAAAAAAAUCUGUUUUGAAAUGAUUCUUGUAUUUGUUUACAUUUAUUUUCUGUUUUGUCCUUUUUAAAUGAGGACCAAAAUGAUGAUUUCAAACGGUAGCUUUUAUUCCGACCAUUGCCUUAAACUUUCUUUGUAAAUAACAUGUAGAAUGUCUGGGGUCAUUUGAGAUUGUAAAAGAGAUAAUGGACUAAAGCCCAGAGUGGCAGAGUGGUUAGCCCUACAUGAGCUGCUGAACUGGAGAGUUUUAACUGUGUUUAGUCCUGGUUCACUCUUGGUUUAGUUCUUAUUUACACCCUGGUUCAGUCCUCCCUGGACCGAUCCUGGACUGAACGAGGACUCAACCAGGGUGUAAAUCAGAAUUAAACCAAGACUUAAACCAGAUCUACAGACCUAGUUUAGUCCUAGAUAAGAAUCUGGUUCAGUCCUGGCUUAGACCUGGUUCAGUCUUAGUUCAGUCCUGGUUUAGUUCUGAUUAAGACUUUGGUGUAGUUCUGUUUUAGUCCAGGUCCAGUCUGGUCUAGUCCUGCUUUAGUCCUGGCUUGGUCCUGGCUCAGUCAUGGUUUUGGUCUUUUCAGAUGACCUCAGAUGUCCUUAGUGUUUUCGCUGUUUGUUGUUUUUCUUGUACAUUUUGACUCUUUAAUCUCACACUAAAUCUGUCAAAGGAGCUGAACUAAUCAGGCUUAUUGUGUGCUGUGCUUCUGAGUGUCGCCUAUUUAUAUUUUAAUCUUUGUGUGGGAUGCACAGAACUGUAAAUAAAGUACAAACUGUAAACUACAA